Messenger RNA from Aegilops tauschii subsp. strangulata, 1250 nucleotides. RefSeq lists its product as uncharacterized. The record is from RefSeq and is a predicted model, not a curated record. Gene Ontology annotation, molecular function: DNA binding; protein dimerization activity. NCBI's taxonomy places the organism in Eukaryota, Viridiplantae, Streptophyta, Magnoliopsida, Poales, Poaceae.
UUCCCUUUCGACCUUCUACUGGUAUUACCCAUCGUCCUCCCUUUCCACCUUCUGCUGGUAUUACCCUCGUCCUCCCUUUCGACCUUCUGCUGGUUUUACCCAUCGUCCGGCAAUGGCCCGCAAGAAGGUGCCCCUCCGGUACAUUGGCAACUCAACACAGCGCCGUACUUAUGUGACGCGCCGCAACAACCUGGUGAAGAAGGCGGGCGAGUUGGGCAUCCUGUGCAACACCAAGAUCUGCAUGCUGGUGUAUGAUGAGGGCGCCGCGGCGCCGGACGUUUACCCGUCCCACACGGAGGCGGUGGCUAUCCUGAAUAGGUACAAGAACAUGCCGGACAUAGCACGGUUCAAGAAGGUGGUGACCCAGGAGGAGUUCCUCACCAAGCAAGUCGCCAAGCUCCAGCAUGAGGCCGACAAGCUCCGGCGCGAGCGUGAGGACCGCGAUACCAAGAUCCUUCUGCACAAGGCCAUGCUCGGCGGCAACCUGAAUGCCGAGGAGGUCGCCAGGGUUGGUUGUAAGUUGCAGGAGAUCCGCAAGAGCCUCGCCGAGCGCAUCGCAAAUACCAGCGGGCAGCCGCCGGUCUUCCAGCCCCAAGCGCCAUACGUCACCGGCGGUGUCGACAUGGGCCCUCCGUCGACGGACCAGGGGCCGCCGCAGCAGGAGGGCUGGCAGCCAGAGGUCUUCCAGCAGGCCCAGGCACCACAGGUCACGAGCAACGUCGACAUGGGCUAUCUGCCGACAUAUCAGGUGCCGCCUCAGCAGCAACAAGGCUGGCAGCCGCAGGUCUUUCGGCCCCAGGCGCCAUACGUCACCGGCAACGUCGACAUGGGGCCUCCGCAGAUGUAUCAUGUGCCGCUGCAGCAGCACGGCUGGCAGCCACCAACCUUCCAGAGGUCCGAGGGGGACGGUGCCUUGCUCUACAAUGCUAAUAACGGUACUGGUGGCCACGACGGCGCCGGUACUAGCUCUAGCGCCGGCUUCCCCAUGGAUGAUCUGAUGCAGUUCUUCAACAAUAUGGGAUCCGGGUUGCAGUGAGCGCGAUCGUGAGGAGCAUCUUCUUCGAGUAGAGGAUCGAUCCUCACAUGCAAUGCAUGGUCAUGCGUGUCGUCUCAUUUUACUUAGUCUUUGCAUGGUUAAGAUGCAGGAAUGGUCGUUAAUAAGUUGAGACAUUCAGUCUCGGUCGUGCUCUUUGAGCGAAGGCAUUUUUAUUCUAGUCGUUGAAAUUGUUAUACUGGAUUUUUUUCUGUCA